AUGCUUGACGUCGACAACGUUUUCGAAGCGGCCCUCAAGUACUACAAACGCAGAGUGGACGAUCCAGACAAGAAGUCGAAGCUCUACGAAACUAGCGAUGGAAGGCACUUCUACGCUGAUGCAGUCUCGGUGCAUCGGUUUGGUACGAGGCUGUCCAAGCCAUCAGAUUGUCCCUUGUGCGACUUCCUUCGAUCUGUCAGAGUCGAGCCAGAUGUACAUGAACGCUACAAACUACUUGCGUUCCGUAGCAGCGAUGCUUGGCUUUUCAAUGCAGAUCGGGUGAGAACCGCGUUUAAAGAACCCGACUUCCUCGAGGAACGCCACGAAACAGUGUUCAUGGCAGUCGUGCCAGAUAUAGAGUCGAUCCCACCAACCGGGCAUGAUGCUACAUGGCUAGACUACGAGAUUCCUGCUGUGGGGGCCAUCUUUUACAAGUCGGCUGCCGAGCCCAGCGACUUUCUCAACCAGAACCUGCUGGGAGCAAGAGAGCUCAAGGGUUCAUUCGAUCUUGAGCGGUUGCGGUCUUGGCUCGAUUACUGCCGCAGUGGACACGGUACCGCCUGCAGACAACGUGCAUCGGAAGAACCGGUAACCAGAGGCUUUCGUCUGAUCAACUGUACCAAGGAUCCUCCCGAGGUUGAAGACAAGCCGUGGGGAACUCCGUACGCCGCUUUAAGCUAUGUUUGGGGAUCUACGCCCGCCGAUCUGGAAGACUGGCCGGCGACUGUCAUGGACGCAGUCGAGGUCACACGCAAGCUCGACUUUACCUAUCUGUGGGUGGAUCGGAGCUGUAUAAACCAGGCGGAUCCAGAAGAGAAAGGCUACCUGAUUUCGAGGAUGACCACAAUAUAUGAAGCAGCUGAGUUCACCAUCGUAGCAGCUGCAGGAAAUGGUGCUAGCCAUGGUCUUCCUGGGCGGAAGUCUACUUCUUUCUAUGCUCCCUGA
Messenger RNA from Alternaria viburni, 945 nucleotides. RefSeq lists its product as uncharacterized. Bases 1 to 945 code for a protein of 314 amino acids. The record is from RefSeq and is a predicted model, not a curated record. The transcript is spliced from 2 exons. Lineage: Eukaryota; Fungi; Ascomycota; Dothideomycetes; Pleosporales; Pleosporaceae.